GAUGCCGAGUGGCCACCGCCCGAUCGGCUCUUUAGCUUCAAGAAUCAAGAAGAGAGGGACAACCGCCGUCAGACUUCGCAACUCCCCCAUGGAAGACGCCGUCGACGCCACCUCCGUUGUCGCCUCCCCUCUGGACGCCAAAGAAGACGACGAACAUGAUUCCAAGGAGAGCGUCGUCCUCCGGUACUUCCUCCAAGAAUGGGAGCUUGUCAAGUCCCUUCUCGACCGCAUCGUCUCCAAUGGCGGCGUCUCCGACCCCUCCGAUGUCCGCAAGAUCCGCUUAAUCAUGGACAAGUAUCAAGAGCAAGGUCAGCUGCUGGAGCCUUACCUGGAGAGCAUCGUUUCUCCUCUGAUGCUCGUAGUGCGCUCAAAAACGAUGCAGCUCGCGGCCACCUCCGAUGAGAUUCUCGAGAUCAUCAAGCCUCUGUGCAUCAUUAUCUAUUCGCUUGUUACUGUCUGCGGAUACAAGAGUGUUAUCAAGUUCUUUCCCCAUCAGGUCUCGGAUCUUGAAGUUGCAGUUGCACUUUUGGAAAAGUGCCACCAAACAAAACCGGCGACGUCGCUGCGACAAGAAAGCACUGGAGAGAUGGAGACGAAGUGCGUCGUGCUCCUGUGGCUUUAUAUUCUUGUUUUGAUUCCUUUUGAUAUCACUUCAGUAGAUACCAGUAUUGCAAAUAGUAAUUAUCUGGGUGGAUCAGAGCCUUCACCACUGGUUACGAGGAUAUUGGAGAUUUGCAAGGAUUAUCUUUCAAGUGCUGGUCCUAUGCGUAGGAUAUCAGGAUUGUUGCUCGCGAGGCUCCUCACUCGUCCAGACAUGCCAAAGGCUUUUAACAGUUUUACUGAAUGGGCACAUGAAGUCCUGUUAUCUGUAACUGAUGAUGUUGUCGACCACUUUAGGUUACUUGGUGUGGUUGAAGCUCUAGCAUCAAUAUUCAAGGUUGGAAGUCGAAAAAUCCUGCUCGAUGUGGUUUCUACAACCUGGAAUGAUAGUUCCCUCCUGAUGAAGUCUACAACUGCAACUCGGAGUUCUUUACUUAGAAAAUUUUUGGUUAAAUUAUCACAACGUGUUGGUUUAACUUGUUUGCCUCAUCGUUCUCCAACAUGGCGCUAUAUGGGAAAAAAUAGCUCAUUAGGAGAAAAUCUUUUGCUGAAUGCUGCUGGAAGAAGUUCUUCAACUAACUAUGGUCAACAUGCGGACAAUUGCAAUAAUACACAAAAUGCAAUUUGCCUAGAAGAAGAGGAUAUGGAUGUUCCAGAAAUUGUGGAGGAGAUAAUUGAGCUGUUACUUUCUGGUUUAAGAGAUUGGGACACAGUUGUACGUUGGUCUGCAGCAAAAGGCAUUGGUCGAAUAACUGCACGUUUGACAUCUUCCCUUUCUGAAGAGGUGUUGUCUUCCAUAUUAGAGCUGUUUUCACCUGGAGAGGGGGAUGGUUCCUGGCAUGGAGGCUGCUUGGCUUUGGCAGAGCUGGCUCGCAGAGGCUUGCUGCUACCUGUUAGUCUUCCUAAAGUAGUUCCUGUAAUAACUGAGGCCUUGCAUUAUGACAUACGAAGAGGUUCCCACAGCAUUGGGUCUCAUGUACGUGAUGCUGCUGCAUACGUGUGCUGGGCAUUUGGUCGCGCAUACUCCAGCUCUGAUAUGAAAGGCAUUUUGGAGCAACUUGCUCCACAUCUUCUAAUAGUUGCUUGUUAUGAUCGAGAGGUUAAUUGCAGAAGAGCAGCUUCUGCAGCUUUUCAGGAGAAUGUUGGAAGACAAGGAGCUUUUCCAUAUGGCAUUGACAUUGUGAAUGCAGCUGAUUAUUUCUCUCUUGCCUCACGAGCAAAUUCUUAUCUUCACGUUGCUGUUCGCAUUGCUCAGUACAAUGAUUAUCUUUAUUCCUUUGUCGAAGAAUUACUAUGCAAUAAAAUAACACACUGGGAUAAGAGCUUGAGAGAAUUGGCUGCUGAGGCUCUUUCUGCUCUUGCGAAAUACGAUCAUGAAUAUUUUGCAGGAUAUGUCGUUGAGAAAUUAAUUCCCUGCACUCUAUCAUUGGACCUGUGCACACGCCAUGGUGCAACAUUGGCAGCUGGAGAACUUGUGCUGACCUUGCAUCAGCUUGGGUUUGUUUUUCCUAUUGACAAACAAAAAACUUUGUCAGGAAUUGUUCCUGCUAUUGAAAAGGCGCGCCUUUAUCGGGGAAAGGGAGGCGAAAUCAUGCGUUUUGCUGUUUCCAGAUUCAUUGAAUGUUUAUCUCUUUCUGAAGUAUCCCUACCUGAGAAGACAAAAAGGAGUUUGCUUGAUACCCUAAAUGAGAAUCUAAAGCAUCCUAAUGCUCAGAUACAGUGUGCUGCUGUUGAUGCAUUAAAGCAUUUUGUUCCAGCAUAUCUUGUUGCUUUGGGUGAUAUUGUUGCCAAUGAGGUUACCUUAAAGUACCUGAAACUCUUAGAUGACCCAAAUGUGGCUGCAAGAAGAGGUGCAGCAUUGGCUCUUGGUAUCUUACCUUAUGGAUUCUUGGCUGUGAGAUGGAAAGCUGUAAUAACGAAACUCUGUAGCUCUUGUACAAUUGAGGAUAGGCCUGAUGAUCCUGAUGCUGAAGCUCGUGUAAAUGCUGUCAGGGGAAUAGUUUCAGUUUGUGAAACAUUGACUAGUUUUUCUUCUGAUCUUAAGUUUGAAGAAGACCUUUCUCUUUAUUUGCUAAUCAAGAAUGAAGUGAUGCAGACAUUGUUCAAAGCACUUGAUGACUAUGCUGUAGACAACAGAGGUGAUGUAGGUUCUUGGGUGCGGGAAGCUGCAAUGGCUGCCCUCGAAAGAUGCACGUAUAUACUUUGCAAGAGAGAUUCUGUUGGCUCCAUGAAGGCACUAGGUUUUGAGCAUCCACCAAAGAUGCAUGAUUAUGAUCUGAUUAGAGAUACUGCACACCCAUUAUUUGAUGCAAAAGUUGCUACUGAUUUACUUGGAGGAAUUGCAAAGCAAGCUGUUGAAAAAAUAGAUAAAAUAAGAGAUAUAGCUGCCAAGACUCUACAAAGGAUUCUAUACAACCAAAAUUACUUUGUUUCAUACAUACCUCAUAGAGAAGCACUGGAAAUUAUUAUUCCCAGGGAUGCAGAUCUUAAGUGGGGAGUGCCCUCCGUGUCUUUUCCACAUUUAGUGCAGCUCCUUGGGAUCAGCUGCUAUAGCAGAUCUGUGCUUUCUGGGCUUGUGAUUUCUAUGGGUGGGUUGCAGGAGUCAUUGCGGAAGGCAUCAGUAACAGCUUUGCUAGAGUAUCUUCAAGCUUCUGAAGCUGAUACUGACACAAAUGAUGUGAAAAAAACCAGGGAGUAUGUAUUAAGUACUGAUCUUCUUUGGGUUCUCCAAAAAUAUCAGAAAUGUGAGAGAGUUAUCACACCGACAUUGAAGACAAUUGAGAUUCUUUUUAGCAAAAAAAUCUUCUUGAAUAUGGAGGACCAUACUCAGCUCUUCUGCUUGGGGGUUUUGGAAGCUUUGGAUGUUGAGUUGAAAGGAUCAAGGGAUUUCACUAAGUUGUGCACCGGCCUCUCGAUUCUUGGGUUUGUUGCUUCACUUACGGAACCAAUCAACUCCCGUGCAUUUUCUCAGCUUCUUUCUUUUCUUGGCCACAGAUACCCCAAGAUACGGAAAGCUGCUGCUGAUCAGGUUUAUCUCGUUUUGCUGCAAAAUGGGAAUCUCGUGGCAGAGGACAAAUUGGAAAGAGCUCUUGAAGUCCUUUCCGAAACAUGCUGGGAAGGUGCUGCAGAGGAGGCCAGAAGUAGGAGGUUGCAAUUAUGUGAGAUGUCUGGCUUGGAUGGGGGCGCCCGUCAAAAGGCUAGUGGAGAAUCUACCGAGUUGGUCGGGAGAAGGCCUACAUCAGCUGAUGAAAACAUGUCAUAUUCCUCAUUAGUUGGUUUUAGCGGCUUUUAAAGACAACAUGUUUAAUAUUGUUGAAGUUUAUAUUUCUGAUUACUUUUCCCAGGACAUAUAUAUAAGAGAUUAUAUAUUUUCGGGUUAGUUUUUUGUUAGUGAAAUUAAACAUGCUUCAUAUGCCAUUGAGAGAUGAAGCAAAUAUAAUUCACUUUUCUCUA
Messenger RNA from Phoenix dactylifera (date palm), 4053 nucleotides. It is a transcript of the gene TTN1, whose product is annotated as ARM repeat superfamily protein. Gene Ontology annotation, molecular function: GTPase activator activity; beta-tubulin binding. NCBI's taxonomy places the organism in Eukaryota, Viridiplantae, Streptophyta, Magnoliopsida, Arecales, Arecaceae. The record is from RefSeq and is a predicted model, not a curated record. Gene Ontology annotation, biological process: microtubule cytoskeleton organization; tubulin complex assembly; post-chaperonin tubulin folding pathway.